Molecule: messenger RNA, 2635 nt
Organism: Amyelois transitella
Lineage: Eukaryota; Metazoa; Arthropoda; Insecta; Lepidoptera; Pyralidae
Product: segmentation polarity homeobox protein engrailed
Exons: 3
Coding region: 149-1255 (368 amino acids)
Biological process (GO): multicellular organism development; regulation of transcription by RNA polymerase II; neuron differentiation
Cellular component (GO): nucleus
Molecular function (GO): RNA polymerase II cis-regulatory region sequence-specific DNA binding; DNA-binding transcription factor activity, RNA polymerase II-specific
Source: RefSeq, a predicted model, not a curated record
AUAAUGAUGCGGGGCGCAGUCUCUCUCGUGCUGCGGCCGCGAGCGCAGUCCUACACGACGACGUUAUAGUCUUCACAAAGUGUAUCGAUCAAGCCAUUCAUGGAACUUAAUUAAUGUGACUCUAAAACGUGUUUUGAACUUGAGUGAAAUGGCCUUCGAAGAUCGUUGCAGUCCUAAUCAGGCGAACAGCCCCGGUCCCGUCGCAGGGAGAGUGCCCGGCCCGCAUGGAGACAACCAGAAUUAUUGUCCACCAAGUCAGUAUACCUGUACCACUAUAGAGCAGAGAUACGAAAGGAACUCGCCAAAUAUGACUAUAGUGAAAUUGCAGCCGAAUUCCCCACCCCCAAGUCCAGAGCAGAGUCAUAACGAAAUGGAUUACCAGAACUAUUACAGACCCGAAACACCGGAUGUGAAGCCACAAAUAAAUGAGCAAUUUGACGCGGACAAAUUGAGGAAUCGCGUCCAACCGUCCACACAAAUAGGUUUCUCUAUAAGCAACAUCCUACAUCCAGAAUUUGGUUUGAACGCGUUGCGGAAGACGAACAAAAUCGAAGGACCAAAACCCGUCGGCCCCAACCACAGCAUAUUGUACAAACCUUACGAUUUGUCCAAAAGCCAGAGCGAUUAUCAGAAGUACAGUUUCGAUUAUUUGAAAUCUAAAGAGCCGAGUGAUUUUAGUCGAUUGCCGCCACUCGGGGGUUUGAGGCAGACCGUUUCACAGAUUGGAGAAGUUCAAAAAGAGAAGGAGAUUCCGAAGAUUGUAGAGGCGCAGAAGAGGCCGGAUUCGGCCAGUUCUAUUGUGUCGUCAACCUCCAGCGGGGCUCCUUCGACGUGUGGAAGUACAGACACCAACAGUCAGAUGUCCCAGGGAAAUGCUAAUUUGUGGCCAGCGUGGGUUUACUGCACCAGAUACAGCGACCGGCCUAGUUCUGGUCCCAGAAGCAGAAGGAUGAAGAAGAAGAUUAAUACAGAAGAGAAAAGACCUAGAACAGCAUUCAGCGCGGCCCAGCUCGCUAGACUGAAGCAUGAGUUCACCGAAAACCGAUACUUGACCGAGCGACGGCGGCAGGCCCUGGCUGCAGAGCUGGGCCUGGCGGAAGCCCAGAUCAAGAUCUGGUUCCAGAACAAGCGGGCGAAGAUCAAGAAGGCUUCCGGCCAGAGGAACCCCCUGGCCUUGCAGCUGAUGGCUCAGGGGCUGUAUAACCACAGCACGGCCACUGAGAGCGAUGAAGAUGAAGAAAUUAAUAUUAUUUAAAGGGAUUUUGAAGACAAAGUUCCGGAAGUGCCGUGUGGUUCACGGCACCAAUACAAAAAAGAAUAGGACCACUCAAUCUCUUUCCCAUGGAUGUCGUAAAAGGCGAAUAAGGGAUAGGCUUACAAACUUGGGAUUCUUUUCUAGGCGAUGGGCUAGCAACCUGUCACUAUUUGAAUCUCAAUUCUAUCAUUAAGCCAAAUAGCUGAACGUGGCCAGUCUUUUCAAGACUGUUGGCUCUGUCUACCCCGCAAGGGAUAUAGACGUGACCAUAUGUUUUAAAGACAUGCCUUGUCUUAAUUGCUGGUUUUCACUAUAGGUAUUUUCAGUAGGUACUAUAGUAUCAGGUAUUUUUUAUGGAAAGCCCUGCUACCCCUAGCAAGGCUUGCGCCACGCCGUUUAUAUCGCGCAAAAAAACUAUCGCUGUUUCGCUUUUAAUUAUGUCGUGGAAACGGAAAGCGAUAGUUUUUCGCGCUAUAAUAACGGCGUAGCGCGUGUCAUGCUACAGGGGGGAUAUAGUGAUUUAAAAAUUAUUAUUUUGUGUGUUUGGUCAUGGAUAGAAAUUUGGUAGAGGCUAUAAUAAAAUUGAAAUGAUUGAAAAUAGAAAGGUACUUAAAGGUAAUUUUUAAGGGAAAAUUUGGUACUGUUCAUUCAUGCGAUUGUUUUUACAAAAAAUCUGGGGAUCUCUAUAAUAUAAAUGUGUAAAUAGUGUGUAGAUAGAUUUCUUUGUCACCUUUACAAUUGAACACAAAAUGUCAAAAAUCUAUGCCAUUAUGACUAUCAAAAUAUAAAUUUUGUUUUUACAAUAUCGAUUCUCAAUAUUAUCGAUAUAGUAAUCAUUAAUUUAAAAUGCAUGUGAUGUAGGUACUUACCUACAUUUGUAAUUUGUUCUGAAAUUUUUGAAAUUCUGUUUUUAAAAAUGACAAUUCCUUUUUAAAAUUGCAGUUACUUAAAUGUCAACUCGAAUAAUAAUUUACUAUUAGUUUUACGUAAAAUGUUCCUAUCUGCUUAGACUUUGUAGGUUUAUUAUUUAUUUAAAAAAAAAUUAACUGUUUUGUCAUGGUUCGGUGUAAAAAAUAUUUUAUAAUUUAAUCGGUUUCUUACAUUUAAUGUCAAAUUUAAUUAAUGUUUACAUUAAUUUUAUAAUACGUUUGGUUAUUUGAAACUUUGAUUAAGGAAAUAUUUGAUGGUUUUGCUUAGAAACUGUAAUUAAAGUAUAUUAAUAAAAAUUUAAUUGGACUGGUUAGUAAAAAAAAAUGUAUGAUGCGAUGGAAUAACCAAAUAAAUAAGACUUUUUUUUUACUUUUGUCAACUAUUUUGAUUUUUCUAUUAAAAUAAAGUAAACGAAUGUUGUUCUUUAUUUAAAAAAAAUCUGUUUAAUUU